Molecule: messenger RNA, 3813 nt
Organism: Lingula anatina
Lineage: Eukaryota; Metazoa; Brachiopoda; Lingulata; Lingulida; Lingulidae
Product: cyclin-F-like
Molecular function (GO): protein binding
Source: RefSeq, a predicted model, not a curated record
CCAAUCAGAUCUCGAGGACAACCGCUUAUAGUAAACUGUGUAGUAGGUACAACCGUCGUGUAGUUUUUGCAAUUUAGUUCUUUUCUCUCAUGAAUUUGAAGCAAAUAUAACUCAGGAGAAGGGAUGAAGGUGGUGAAAGAAUUUGGCAAGUGCAAGUUGGUGCUACAGAGACAUAUGAGGUCCAUGUCCCUGAACAUGGCUAGUCAGAAACCUCGCACCAGGAGUGACUGUACCAUCUGGUCCCUUCCUGAGGAGAUAUUACUACUACUUCUACAAGGCCUCCAUAUUAAAGACUUACUCAACAUGGCAGCAGUUCAUUCUUAUUUCCGUGAUCUCAUCUACUCUCAUACCUCACUCUGGGCUGGUAUCAACUUUGAUGAAACUUGGCCCUCCAUUCCAAACUUGAAACAUUUUGAAAGGUCAGCAAGUAGUGGCAAUAUAGAGGCUUUAAUCAAACUUGGAGUUGCUUACCUCUACAAUGAAGGGUUUCCUGGUGAUUUUGAAGGGAAGCGCAUUACGAGCAAUGGAGAACAAGCUGCUGCAAUGUUUUGCCAAGUUGAAUCUCUAACGCCGGAAAUCUCUCCAUUCACUUGGCUUUUCAUCCGUCCCCCCUGGUCAACUGCCGGGGCUUGCUGCAAAGAAUAUGUUUUCAAGAACAUGAAGAGCAUUUGUGAAAAGGAUCCAAGCUGUAAGGUCCAGUUGUGCCUAGCACACACACUGCAGUUGUUCGAUGAUGAAGAGCAUGCCCAGGAAGCCAAAGAUUAUCUAGAAAAGGCUGCCAGUCAGCACUCUCCUGUGGCCGCCUAUCAGCUGUGGCAGUGCAAUCAGAAGACAAAGGCAUUUGAUGUUGCCAGUCAGUUAAAAAGUAUUCGCAUGCUCCGUGACAUUGCCAACAAAGGUCAGUUGGAGGCCCAGCUGUCUUUGUGCCACCUUUACGCAGAUGGGAAGUACGGAGGUAUCUCUGAAGCCCAAGCAGCAGGUUUCAUGAAGGAGUUUGUGCAAUCUACUAAACCCAGCGACAUCCAUGAUAUUUUCAGGUGGAACUAUGAUAUAACAAACUCUAUGAGAUAUAUCCUGGUAGAUUGGCUAGUGGAGGUAGCUUCUAUGAAGGACUUCAGUAGCCUGACCCUCCAUGUGGCAAUCAGUGUGGUGGACAGGUUUAUCAGCAGGCACAUGAUGACAAAGUCCAAGUUACAGUUACUGGGGGUGGCUGCUAUGGUGGUGUGUUCAAGAUAUCUGGGUAAAGAUAUUAUCACAAUACGAGAGGCAGCUUGGCUGACUGACAAUACUUACAAAUAUGAGGAUGUUGUUAGGAUGAUGGGAGAAAUUCUAGCCACACUGAAGGGUGAUCUCAGGGUGGUCACUAUCUUCGACCUGGUGGGCCUGUUAGGCAGAAUUGUCGAUCUUGACCAGCGUGUCCAAUGUCUGGCCGAGUACAUCUGUGAACUGACCCUCCUCCACACUGACCUGUCCUCCUAUACCAAGGCUGAGGUGGCUGCCAGCUGUGUACUACUGGCCAGGGUGGCUAACAAACUAGACACACCAUGGCCCAGCAAGAUGACAGAGUUCACUGGUUUCUCUGUGGAAGAUCUCACCAAGUGCACCAUUCACAUCCAUGAAAAAUGCUUCAUGGAAGGCUCUUUGGUAGACCACAGGGAGGUCAAACUUCAGGCUGUAAAGCAGAGAUAUACUGAGGAGAAAUUCUAUAAAAUCAGUGAGUUUGAGAUGAUGGGGUGUGAUGAGCUCUGUGCUGUGCUGGGAGUGGACGAACACUUGUUUAUUGGGAGGGAACUCCGGAUACGCUUUAAGACAACCAAAGAUCUCAUCAUGUCACCUUCUAGGAACAAACACAGAGUGCAGGGCCGCCCGUGCAAAGCUCCGAUCGAUGCUGACAGAGAAAAGGCAGCAACCCCAACAUUUGAGGAGGCGUCAGGCCUGCUAGACUAUUUCAAUGAGUCUGGGAUGUCUGGGUACUUUGGAGAUAAAGAAGAUGAAGGGGACUCUUACAUGGAUGUGGAAGAUCCAGAUGACCCCGACCUGAUGAGUUUAUUCUGCCCAGACACAUUCGGUACCAAUGACAAUCAGGCCAUGUCCAGCUUUGUCCACUUCUCUGACCUUAGUGCCAUACGCAGUUCUUCGCCCUCCUCCACAUCAUCAGAACCUCAGUCAGGGAAAGCCAGCCGAGCCUUUCAGCCCAUCUUGGUGGGUGGGGAGGUCACAGACAGGGUCACAGUGCGCCGCAGGGGGUCUCCAUCCUACGCAUUCAGCAUCGAGGACGUGGCCAGCAGUUCUAAUUUUUCCCUGGCGGAUGUUUCUAUUGAGUCUGGGGACUCUUCACAUUCUGUGAAUCACUCCAGCUGCAGAGAGGCUGGUAAACACAUGGCAGUGGCCUCCCCCUCAGCAGCAUUAAAACUGUCAGACUCUGUCUUUGAUUCAGGGGUUUCCUUCACUAGUCAGUCAGGGUUUACAGUCCACCAGGAUGACAGCACAGCUGGAGACGUACAAGGUGCUUCAGGCUUCCACCACUAUGAUACUCGUUCACAAAGGCAGCGUAGGUUAUCCUCACAUGCUCAAACUGACCAUGUCCAGCACAUUCCUGACCGGUCAGCACUCAGGACUCUAAGCAAUCAGAUGGACGUUACUGUCACUCAGAAUGAAAACAGGAAAGGAAGUGAGAAGAGAAAAAGUCCCCAGAAUAUGGGGAAUGAGAAUAAGACUUAUGUUAUGUCAUUUUAACUACAAUUUUCAGGGUAAUGUCAAUUGAGAAAUGAAGUGUCUGUGUUAAAAUGUGUGAAAUGUCACAAUAAGAUUGAACAUCGAAUAAAUUGUAUGUUUCCCUGUUUGACAGAAUGUAUGAUUGUGAUCUAUUGGCUGAAUAUUCCACAUCAAGGUGAUGUGUAACUGUAAUAAUGGUAUUUUUAAAACAAAGAAUGCAAAUCCAUUUCAAACGUUGUUAGUUUUGUACUUGUCAGAGAUGAGAGAUUAGUUUAUAUAAAACAUUGCAAUAUGCCUGUGUUGUUUACAGUCGCCCUCGGCAAUUCUAUACAAUUUACUCUUAUUUGUCAGGAAUUGGGGCAAUACACAAUUAAUAUUCCAUAUUCAUAUUGUAAAACAAUAUUUUCUUUAUUGCCUAGUAUUUUUUUCAUAAUAUUUUUUUUUUUGAGUAUUUCAUUCAUCUUCAGUUUAUUAUCUGAGCAGAGCUGCUGAGAGCAACAUUUUGUACUUGCACCUGUAUGUGUAUCUGUAUAUACUUAUAUAUUUUUACAACUGCGUACAUAUUGUACAGUGGUUGUUAUAUCAAGUUAUAUCCAGUAGUUUGUAUAUGAUUUAUAUGUUUAUUAUUCAACUGAGCCAAUGUCUAAAAUGCUGUAACACAGUAUUGCCAUGUGUUCAGACCUUUCUCUUCAUAAUUGCAGUCUUUUCAUCAACUCAGGUGCUAAUAACACAGGUUUCCACUGUCUUCAUAAUAAUAUUAAUGCUACAUAGAUUUGCUUGAGGUCGUUAGAGUAGUUGCUUGAGAUAGGGGUUUGAAUAUAGUGUGUGGGGAAUUGUUUCUUAUUAUUGGUUAUUUCAUGCAAGUUUAAAAGGUAGAAUGCUUUGUAUCUAGUGAUUUAACCUAGGGGAAAUAUUUAAAUCCCAUAGGAGAGUUACAGCAUUUUGUUAGUGUACAAAGGUCCUUGCGUUAUUGUUUUUAAGUUCACCUGUCUGUAUAGCUAAGUUAAAAAAUAUGCUAAAGUCAGGUUGCAAUUCAUCAAAUGAUAACUGUUGAAAAUUUACUUGUUAAAAUUGUAGAUUAUUUUUUCAUUAAAUAAA